UUUUGAACUGUGACGUUUAGUAGUAUUGUUCAUGAACGAAAUUACUUUUCAUUCAACUUGAUUUUUAAUUCAUAUCGACUCUCGUUUUACCUUUUUGUUACCUUUUGCUAAGUAUUCAAUACCUACGUUAUAGUGUGAAUUAUUUUACGCUAAAAGGCAACGAAUGAAGCACUAAAAUCUAUAAAUAAAUUCGUCGUUUGAAAAUUUUGAUUGUGAUGUAAAGUUAAAAUUAUAAUCAUAAAACAAAAGUUGUUAAGAAUUAUAAAUAGCAAUAUUUUGUUGUGCUGCGAUAAAAUGAAAAUAUAUUGUUUAUAAUAAAAUGUUCUGGUGAUAAGUGUCUAAUCAAAAGCAUGAUGAUGCAGUCGUCGUCCGAGGGUUGUAUGGAUAUCGCGGAGCUGGCAAACCAGCUCCGUCGAGAAAAGAUCUUUAUAAACUCAGAGAGACAGCUGCUCCAAAAUCUCAAUGAGGAAAUGGAAAAAACAGUUUUGGAGUUGCUCCAAGCUGCAUGGAUAUGUUCACAGCAACGUCAAAAUCUUACCAACUUGGUAACAUCGAGAUGUGAGGCUGAAUCUGUUGCAGCUUGCCAGCGGGCAAGCCUUCUUGAAGGGACUACUUUCAUAGAUGCCCACAAAGUCUUAAAAUACAAGGAGGCACAAGCAUUAGGUGAACUGCUAGGAUGGCUCAGAGAUACUCCGAACCUGAUGGCAUUGUGUCUUCUGCUUGGAGAAGACCACAUGCCACCAAGUCUACCUUCCUCACUGGUAGCUGGACUGUACGGGAGCUGCCGUUCUCCAGCAGACAGAACUAGAUUCUUGGCAGUGUUACGAUCAUUGAUCAAACAUCAAAUGGCAACUUCGAGUGAUCCAAGGAAAUUAUUUCGCACAAGCAAGUGUGCGCUCUCAUCUCUAUACGCGGUGUUCCGGGACGGUCACUCCCCCGCUCGACAGUUCCUGGUGCAGGCGCUGCACGCGCCCGUGAUGGCGGUCCUGCACGAGGACGAGUUCUUCCUCGAUAUCGAUCCCGAUAAGGCUAUGGAGAGAUUUUCGCUCCCGGACCGUCUCAAAAAAUUCGGUCAAUCGAACAGCAACGAAUAUAAUGCAAAAGUAGCGCGUUACCGGAAAUGGACGGUGCAGUCCCUAUACAACCUAACAAGCAAAUUUAUCGCAUCGCUCAAGGAGCACUGGGCGAACUUCCCGGCGACCAUUGCGUGGAUUGUACAGCAGAUUGUGCACUUCCUGAAGCAGAAUUCAAGGACGACAGACCGCGAGAUCCACUCGAUCUGCACGGAGCUGGUGCUGAGCAACUUCAUCUGCCCGGCGAUCGUGAGCCCCGAGGCGCACGGCGUCAUCGACGUGCCCGUGUCCUACAUCGCGCGCUUCAACCUCAUCCAGGUGGCGCAGAUCGUGCAGAUGCUCUGCCUGUCGCGUUACCAGGAGGUGGAGCCAAAGGUGCGCGACCUGUACAUGAAGUUUGAGCGGUCGUGCGUGUGGUCGCUGGUGGAGGGGGUAGCGGGCGAGGCGAGCGCGCCGGCCGCCGCCGAGCCCGCGCCGCCCGCCGCGCCGCGCACCGCCGCGCCGCCGCGCGCCGCCGCCGCGCUCUACACGCCGCACGACGCGCAGCUGCUGAUAACAUUCCUAAAAAGAAUCUCAUCUAAACUGAACAACAACACGCAGAAUGGUAGUGAUGAAAUCGCUGGCAGUUCACAAAACAACGACGAAUCCGAGUUCAGUGAGACUGGCGCGGCGGCGGGAGGCGCUCGGCUGGCGGCGCGACUGGCGGCCAGCGAGCCCAACUACCGCGCGAGGCUGCACGACUUGCUGAGGAAGAUGCCCGACUUCUCUGCAUAUCCUGCCCCCAGGUCGUCCCCAACAGACGGCAAGGACACGCAGCCGGAGAGCGGCCACGGCAAGCGCGGCAUCCUCGGCAAGGUGGCCCGCGGCCGCGCGCCGCGCUCCGCGUCCGACGAGCGCCCGGAGCGGGACGAGCCCGAGGUGCUCGUCAUCAAGCUGGCCGGCACCGAGGACCACGACUAUGUUGGGCUGGAGCCGGAGUCCAAGGUUCUGGAGUACUACUACUGCGGCGAGGGCGAGACGGAGGAUGGUGGCUCAUUAGUUCCGCAAGGAGCCACCGCGCCCGUGCAGAAACGCACCAGAUUUUCGGUGUCGCACGACGAGGUGUCAUUAGGAAACACAUCAGACAAUCUGGAGGCAGUCUCAGAAGCGGCCUCUAACCAUAGCGUCACGUCCAGCUUGGAGCUGGAGACAGAGGACCAGAACGACAACCUCUCCGACAUGGUUUCAGCUAACGUAAGUGGUAGAGGUAGUCCGAACAUAUCGGGCAGGGAGACCCCCUCGUCGCAGGUUACCGACGGAGACACCGCGGGGGAUGUCCCGCCGACACGGAUCCAGGCGAACGCACCAGCGAGUCAGGCCGCGAGCGCCGCGCAGGCGAAACUGCUCAAGCAGACGAGGAACGAUAUCGAGGAUAAAUUCUGUAAAUUUGAAAUUAAGAAACUUCUGGAGGGCGACGAGACGAUCAGCAUAAUGUCGGACACGUGGAGCACGGACGUGCUCGCGUCGGACUCGGAGACCAUCGGCGACUCCUGCGACCACACGCAGGUCGCGGCCGGCCAGGGAGGUAACGUGAAUAGCACAAUCGCGCCGGACGUGUCGGAGACGGCCAGCGAGUCGGCGUGGAGCAUGGACGUGCUCGCCUCCGACAGCGACCGGAACACUGAGGUGGACACGGAUGACUGCGUGUCGGUGGCGGCGCGCUCCGACACGUCGUGGCCGCGCCGCGCCUCGCAGCUCGACGAGCCGCGCCCCGUACGUACCAAUGGCAAUGCUAAGCGGCCAGAAGUUGGCAGCCCUCGGCACACAUCACGAUCAAAUUUACCAAACAGAAGCGGCGGGUACCAAAGUGCGACGGCGGCGCUUUGCCGCGGCGGCGAACUGGACUUACUGGCGCAACACGCGCAGUUCCCCAUCGAGAAUCGGAAGAGCAUCCUCGUCAACGGGUACCCGGUGAUGACGUGCUACGCGUCGGCCCCAGACAGUCCGAGCACAGCGGCCGCCGCGCUGUCCAACGACAUAUUCGACUAUGUGCAACAGAACAGUACAAACACUCCGUCCGAGUCGACAGUGGAGGGGGCGGUGGCGGCCGAGGAGGGAGGCGAGGGCCCGAGCAGCAUAUCCGGCGCGGGCUCCGACGCGACCAGCCAGUGGGUCGACGACAGCUUCCUGCCAAAGUACAUGCCAUCCACGUCUAAAGCGUACGAUGACAAUGAUAUGGACAGGUCACUGAACUCAAGCGAGAGCUCGUUCAACGCACUGUCCGUGUCCCAGUAUGAACGUCGCUUCGACAGCGGCGUGGAGACCGACCGGCCGGAGAACGAACCACGCUCCGCCAUGUCCGACCUCAUGACCCGGAUGAGCUCCGCCACAAUAUCAACCUCUAACCUCGUCAACAACCUCACCUCGAGAAUCGUCAAAUCUGAGAUCCGGACUAGUAUAGUCAACAUCAGUUCGUCUAGAAUAGAGAAGAAGCGUGAAGCAAGCAACAUAUCUCUCAGUACGUUGUCAGUGAAUAGUGUGGACACGUCGGUGUCGGACAAGAGUUCGAGUCAGGACGUGAACUCGGAUAACGUGACCGAGAGGAGGAUCAGCCCGCCGCCGGUCAAGACUGUGUCGACAGGGGCCAUACCGAAGAGUAUUAGUUUUGACGCCACAGCUGAGAAAUCACAGCGGAGGCGGAUUGUGGGUGAAGACGGUCUCGUUGGUAACUUGGACGAGUUAAAGAAUAACGUGAAACGCUCCGGUGGCAAUCUUUUGCACAAAAUCAAGAUGUUCCGGCAUAAGGGCAGAUCGCAUCACCAAGACAUGAAGGUGUCAGAAGAGGAGGCGGCGGGCGAGGAGGGCGGUCGGGUGACGCGGGAGGGGGAGAGCUCGGAAGAGAUCCUCGCCAAGUACCGGCGCGCUGCGGACUGCGCGCCGCGCCGCGCCGAGCGACACGACGCGCACGAUGCGCAGGCGCAGGACUUGGAGAGGUGCGAGGGUGUAGUGGACCUCAACGAUCCCGAGGUGUUCAACAGUAUGAAGCGACGCCUGCGCGUCGUGCUCUCCAGUACAGAUUUUCAUUCUGUUGAAUAUGUACCUAAUCGCUGCACGAGCGCGUCGCUGGUGGAGUGGGUGCGCGCGGGCGGCGGCGCCGAGGCGGCCGCGGCGGCGCGCGCGCUGUCGGCCGCGGGCGCGCGCGCCGGGCGCCUGGCAGCCGCCCUGCGCGCCGACCUCGCCGCGCGCCGCCCCUACGCCGCCUACCUCGCCUCCUGCCGCGCCGCGCUCGCGCACGCGCUGCACGACCUGCACAAUCAGAUCAAGCUGGUGCGCUGGGAGUGGGCGAGCAUGGCGCGCGCGGCGGCGGCGGCGCGCGUGCUGGAGCAGCUGGAGCGCGGGCCCGCGCUGCGCCGCCUCGCCGCGCACCACGCGCACACGCACGCUCUGCUCAACGGUGGCGAGCUAAUGGACGAAAGAGCAACAAGACUGAUGGCCAGCAUAAGAGCGAUCACCGCUGAAAUUAAAUCAGAUCCUUCCUGGGAAGGAGCAACUUCGACCAUUCUCGAGAGUGCCGAAAUAACGGUCGAACGAGCUGUGUUCUCUCGCCUGUACCUACAUGUGCUCUUCCCCAACGGAGAUGGAGAUAUUGCACGUGAUCAGGUGCUCAGCGAGCACAUCCGGCGGCUGGGCGCGAGCGCGAGCGCCGGCCGCGUGGGGCUGGCGCCGCGCCACGCCUGGGCCGCGCCCUUCGCGCACGCGCAGCUGCAGCUGCGGCACCUGCCCGCCUACCGCGCGCCCCGGGACAAGGUGGCGUGCGUGCUGCGCGCGGUGCGCUCGCUGGCGGCGACGCUGGCGCUGUCGGACGGCGCGCCGCCCACCGCCGACGACCUCACGCCCGCGCUCGUGCUCGUCAUCAUCAAGGUGAACCCGCCGUCGCUGCUGUCGACACUGGAGCUAGUGAACGCGCUGGGCGGCGCGGCGCUGACGGGCGAGGCGCUGUACUGGUGGACGCAGUUCUGCGCCGCCGUCGCCUACAUCAAGACCAUGGAUUACCCCGCGCCGCCCCCGCAGCCGGACUCCUAGCCCGAGCGGGCGCUGAUGUCAGCGCGAAUCAUCGAAACGAAAUUUUACCGCGGCAUCACACGCGGCAACCGUAGAAAUACAAUUUAAAUAAAAUAUUUAUAGUAAUAAAAAUAUUUAAAAAUUCUAAGGAUCAUUCAUACAACACGUUGCUUAACUGUUUCUAACGAAAAUGUAUAUCCUAACCGAGUAUAAUUCGAUAGUAUUUAUACGAAAA
Melitaea cinxia (Glanville fritillary) is the source of this 5349-nucleotide messenger RNA. RefSeq names its product receptor-mediated endocytosis protein 6 homolog (gene Gapvd1). The transcript is spliced from 32 exons. The coding region runs from base 351 to 5135 and encodes 1594 amino acids. The record is from RefSeq and is a predicted model, not a curated record. Gene Ontology annotation, cellular component: cytosol; endocytic vesicle. Lineage: Eukaryota; Metazoa; Arthropoda; Insecta; Lepidoptera; Nymphalidae. Gene Ontology annotation, molecular function: small GTPase binding; guanyl-nucleotide exchange factor activity. Gene Ontology annotation, biological process: vesicle-mediated transport; regulation of GTPase activity.